Messenger RNA from Varanus komodoensis (Komodo dragon), 1083 nucleotides. RefSeq names its product OTU deubiquitinase, ubiquitin aldehyde binding 1 (gene OTUB1). Lineage: Eukaryota; Metazoa; Chordata; Lepidosauria; Squamata; Varanidae. Bases 33 to 848 code for a protein of 271 amino acids. Gene Ontology annotation, biological process: negative regulation of double-strand break repair; protein K48-linked deubiquitination. Gene Ontology annotation, cellular component: nucleus. Gene Ontology annotation, molecular function: cysteine-type deubiquitinase activity; ubiquitin binding. The transcript is spliced from 7 exons. The record is from RefSeq and is a predicted model, not a curated record.
AAGCGCUUCCUCGCAGCGUCGCAAGCGCGAAGAUGGCGGCGGAGGAGCCUCAGCAGCCGCAGCCGGAGCCCCUCGGCGGGGACACGGACGGAGUGAAUUGUUUGGCCUACGAUGAAGCCAUAAUGGCCCAGCAAGAUCGAAUUCAGCAGGAGAUUGCCGUUCAGAAUCCUCUCGUCUCCGAAAGGAUGGAACUGACAGUUCUGUACAAAGAGUAUGCCGACGACGAUCACGUCUACCAGCAGAAGAUCAAGGAUCUGCUGAAGAAGUAUUCGUUCAUCCGGAAGACGAGGCCAGAUGGCAACUGUUUCUAUCGGGCGUUCGGCUUUUCCCACCUUGAGGCGCUGCUGGAGGACAGCAAGGAGCUGCAGCGCUUCAAAGAAGUAGCUGCCAAAAGCAAGGAAGUACUAGUUUCACAGGGAUUCACGGAAUUCACCAUUGAGGACUUCCACAACAUGUUCAUGGACCUGAUAGAGCAAGUGGAGAAGCAGAUCACAGUUCCGGAGCUGCUGGCCUCCUUCAACGACCAGAGCACCUCGGAUUACCUGGUCGUGUACCUGCGAUUGCUCACCUCCGGGUACCUGCAGCGCGAGAACAAGUUCUUCGAGCACUUCAUCGAAGGGGGACUCAGCAUAAAGGAGUUCUGCCAGCAGGAGGUGGAGCCCAUGUGCAAAGAGAGCGACCACAUCCACAUCAUCGCGCUGGCCCAAGCCCUGAACGUCUCCAUCCAGGUGGAGUACAUGGACCGGGGCGAGGGCGGCACCACCAACCCCCACAUCUUCCCCGAGGGCUCGGAGCCCAAAGUUUAUCUACUGUACAGACCGGGACACUACGACAUCCUGUAUAAAUAGAGAAGAGCCUCUCUCCUCUCCUCUCCUCUCCUCCGCUCUGCUCUCGCGCGCUCGGUCCCCGUCUCACGUCCCCCGCCCACCUGCCGGGCAGCGUCCGUCUGUGGUUGUACAUGGUGAUCCGCUUGCUGCCACCUCGCUCACUUGGCCCGUCGUGAGAGGUUUUUUCUUUCCCCCCUCCUUUGUUGUGACACUCACAACACUCUUCUGUGUUUUAUUAAAGGGGAUGCCGGUGAAA